Messenger RNA from Hyaloscypha bicolor E, 1566 nucleotides. RefSeq lists its product as uncharacterized. The record is from RefSeq and is a predicted model, not a curated record. The coding region runs from base 1 to 1566 and encodes 521 amino acids. The transcript is spliced from 4 exons. Lineage: Eukaryota; Fungi; Ascomycota; Leotiomycetes; Helotiales; Hyaloscyphaceae.
AUGAGCAGUUGGAGACCAUUGAGGAGGGCUCGCACGAAUAUUGGGCGGACGGAGGAAACACAGCAACAACAGGAUGAAAGAGAACGUGGGGAGGAAUACGACGCCGAAUUGGUUGAUAUUCUAGAUCUUGUCGAUCCGGAAGUCCAGGCGCUGCAGACUUUGACGAACGUUCAAAAUUCCCUCGUUAUUCCGUAUCUGGGGAGAUAUUUGAAUAGACAACCGACAUAUACGUUGACGCGACGACCAGCAGAUUCGGAGGAGUCAGAGAGCGCCAGUGAUGCUGAGAGCGGAGCGGAAAAGGAAAAGGCGAAGGUGCAAAAGAGGCCUACCACGCAGAGGACGCACACGGGGGCUACAUUGGAUACCAUCACGAGUAGGGUGAAUGAUAAGUAUUAUGCUGUGCUGCCACAUGGUGUCACGCUACCCGGGUGGACUGAGGAGGAGAAGUUGGAAUUGAAUAAUCAUGUCAGGCACAUGCUGCAUUCAAGACGGUCAAAGUUUAAGAGGUCGAUGAAGGGAUUCGGGCAAUAUGUCAGGAGGCCGUUGGGAUUCUUUGUAACUGUCUACGCAACACUGAUCACGCUCUUCGGCCUGAUCUGGGUACUCUUCUUAAUCGGCUGGAUCAACGUCGGCGGCCGCCAUGACUACAUAAUCAACGUAAUCGACAACGUCCUCGUCGCCCUCUUCGCCAUCAUCGGCGACGGCCUGGCCCCCUUCCGCACAGUUGACACCUACCACAUGUGCUUCAUCGCCCACUAUCACCACUUAACUUGGCGUCUCCGCAAAGAACGCGCCCUCCCACGUUUGCAAGACCACAACGAUCUCCCUGCCGUGCAGCCGGACCAGGUCUCUGAUGUCGAGAAGCAGGAAUUCAGCGUCCUGUCUCCCGAGCAGCAGAGGAAGCUUGCACAUCAUCAGAAGAAGUUCGCUCGAUCCCACUCUUUUUACAAGCCUCAUGAGACGACUACGCAUCAUGCCUUUCCACUUCACUUACUCGUACUUGUGGUAGUGUUAUUGGAUUGCCAUUCGCUAUUGCAAAUCGCGCUGGGGACUUGCACGUGGAGUAUUUCAUACCAUGUCCGGCCGUUUGCUCUCACGACGGUGAUUCUCUGCUGCAGCAUUACGUGUAACAUCACGGCGGGCAUUGUUAUCAGUAUUGGAGACCACAAGACCAGGAAAAAGGACGUGUUGGAGAAGAUGUUCAGACAGGAGCUCACGAAGGCGGCGAUGAAGAAGGUGGAGAAGAAUAGGAGUGCGCACUUGAGCCAUACCAACACCGACGAAGGGCUGUGGGGUGUCGUUGAUGAGGCCGCCGAAGGGGUCGAACAGGAUUUGAAAGAGAAGGGGAAAGAGAGGGGGAUAGAAGAUGCAGGAGGUUUGAGUGACAAAACGGAUACGGAUACGGAGUUCGAGACGCCGUUGAGUAAUGUCAAUGAAGGGUCCAGUUAUAUGCCAAUUCAAGGGAGUUCGUCGACGAGGCAGGGUAUUCCAAGGAUUACUACGACCACCACGGUGAAUAACGGGCCGACGGGUAUGAGUACGACUACAACGACACAUAUUAGCUAG